AUGUAUUGCCUUACCCGAGCCCUGGACCUGUGCUGCAGAGGACGAGUUAUGAAAGCAAUGUGGGUUUCAAAGCAUCUCUGGACAGUUAUAAAGAAAGGACGGCAUGGCUUGUUCCGCAGCCCCUUGGUGUGCCCCCCGGAGCUCCAGCACCGCUUUCUCCACUGCACCUGCUGCCGGACGAGUCACAUCGCUUCUGCGGACAUCGAUCUCCUCAACCCGUCUCAGCCCUGCCUGGAUAGCAAGCACGAUAAACCGCUGGAUGCGUGUUACACACCGGAGCAGCGCGCUGUCAUUCUGCGGGUCCUGAACACCGCCUCCGAGAGCGAGCUGGCUUCUGUGAAGAUGCUCCGGGGAAGGAAAUCGAGCAACAUAAUCGAGUACAGAACGAGGAACGGACCUUUUAAAGACCUGCACAGCGUCAUGAACGUACCGCUCCUAAAACAUAAAACCACAGCGGUCGUGUUCAACUCCAUUCUCAACCCGGCUGACCGGAGCGAAAGGAGGAAGCCUAAAGUCCAGGCUGUCAAGUUCAUCAAACCACAGAUGGAAAGGAAUAGGCUUGAGGAGGCAAGCAGUGUAGUUUCUGUAGUGUUUGGAACCAACAGGAUUGCCUGGGCUCACCUGGAGCGGGGGCGGAGAGUGCUGGAGUGGCAGCAGGAGCAAUGUGACAGGUUUCUGAGAGGACCUUAUCAGGCAUCCGUCUACUUGGAGGAUAUUUCUCCAGUGGUGGCCAAGAUCCCAGAAGCAGACUUCUUCAUUCUGGAGAAGCCGGGGAUAUCCCUACAGAACACUAACCUGUUCCCCAUCAUGCUGCACCUGCGCACAGUGGAAGCCAUGCUGUACUCCCUGCUGGGGGUCCGCUACCAACAGGACGGGCAGCAGAGAGUGCUGAGCAUGGCGCGCACGGCCGUGGGCAAGCACUUCGAACUGAUGGUUGGGGAGUCCAGGACCAGUGGUGCGGAACUGGUGCGGCAGCUCCUGUCGGACUCUGUGACGCAGAAGCACCCGCGGGUGGCCUUCCCCCAGAGCAUGGUGGUGCGCUACAGGAACAUGUUCCAGCUGGGAGCGAGGAACCACAGGGAGGAGAUGUGCGACGCGCUGCUGCAGGCCCUGGCUUUUUACGAGCUGCUUGCGGGAGACUGAUCAGGGUUUCCUGAAAGACAAGAUGCUUGCAUCCGUUCGUGUUGGGUAGUGCAAACACAGCUAUUAUCCUGUUGGACGAUUGGUACAAACUGUCACAGCGACACCGUAUUGGAGACUGUGUCACAAGCUGCUCUUCUGUGAUCCUCUGGUCAACCCUUGGACAAGGUUUUUGUAACUUUAUAAGAAUGUUUUAGAAGAUACAGUGGUAAUAAAACAAAUCUGAGAGGACAGUUUUUGUUGAACAGUAUUUUAAUUCAGUAAAUCCAGUCUAACCCCACAACAAACUUGCCUGUGAUCAUUUUGUUGUAUUUUACAGCUGGAAGGGUUGGGGCUGACUAUGUAUCUAGGUAGGUAGGAAGUAAUUACCCAUUGUAUGGUAAAUAAAAUAUGUACAUUAAGGAUUACAGUUACUAUGUACACAGAGAGACAAGAAACUUCUAAUGCGUCUUGUAUAAUUUUUAUAUUUUUUACAUUAAGAAAUGCUACAUUCUUCAAUAUAAAAAUAUAAUUACAUGAUUAAUAGAUUAUAAAAUGUUGGUUGCUGUCAAAUAGCAAAUGAAAUUUAUUUCUGCAAGUACAAAUAAAACUACACACACAUUUAUAAAAUGCCACGCACAAUCCCCAACAGUACACAAUAAAACAACUCUACAGAAAGACAACUAUACAUACAAAACACGCAUUGGUAACAAAAACUUUAAAAUGCUGCAAUAAAAAAAAAAAAAAACAAUCAUAACUUAGACAAAAUAACUUUACACUCUCC
This is a messenger RNA of Polyodon spathula (Mississippi paddlefish), 1903 nucleotides long. RefSeq names its product transcription elongation factor, mitochondrial (gene tefm). Gene Ontology annotation, molecular function: DNA polymerase processivity factor activity; nucleic acid binding. The coding region runs from base 1 to 1143 and encodes 380 amino acids. Gene Ontology annotation, biological process: mitochondrial transcription; transcription elongation by mitochondrial RNA polymerase. The record is from RefSeq and is a predicted model, not a curated record. NCBI's taxonomy places the organism in Eukaryota, Metazoa, Chordata, Actinopteri, Acipenseriformes, Polyodontidae. Gene Ontology annotation, cellular component: mitochondrial nucleoid. The transcript is spliced from 4 exons.